AUGCCGCUGGUUGUUGGGCCCAAAUGUUUUGGCAUUCCAAAGACCGCUCCAGGACUUCUGGAGUGGCUCCAUCUGUCCACAAUGAAGGUUUCUCGAAUUAUCCUCCUAUGGCUGCACUUCCAGCUGGUCCUUCCGUUUCGCUACAAGAGCAGCAGGUCCGGAGGCCUGGCAAGUCGCAAUUCUGUGGAGAAGCCGGCCUCUUUGGGGGGGCUGAGUGAGUUUCGAGCACGUGUUCUGCGCAGAUUACGUCAAAGCAGACAAGCGGCAGAUGUCGAGCUGGUCAGUCGCAGCAGGACGCAAGAUGCCGAAGGGCACACGCUAGUGCCCGCGCCGCAAAGCGUCGAGCUCCUGUCAGCACCGCCUGUGCAGCUGCCGCUCGGAUCCGCGGUCCUGGUCACAGGAGGAACGCCAGAGGAUCUGAGCAGCUUGAAGGAGCAUGUCUUGGAAGUUGGCAAGUUCACAGUGGCUUCAGUUUUCAAGCCUGGACUUGUCAUUGAGUUGAAGUCCGAAGAUGUCGACGGUCUCGAGGGUGUGAAGGGUGAGGCCUACAAACUCGACGUCGCGGACAAGAGAAUCACACUGACCUCAUCAACAAGUCAUGGCUUCUUCAAUGCCAUGAUGACCCUUCGACAGCUCAUAUCUGUGAAGGAUGAAACUGUAUCGAUUCCGCAGCUGCACAUUCAGGACGCUCCCAUGCACGAAUGGAGAGGUCUUAUGCUCGACGUCAGCCGCCACUUCUUCAGUGCAGAUGAGGUGAAACACCUGCUGCGAACUAUGGCUCUUUUCAAACUGAACCGAUUUCACUGGCAUUUGUCUGAUGAUCAAGGGUUCCGGGUGCCAAUUGCAAAAUACCCAAAGCUUACAGAGGUUGGUGCCUGGCGAGACGGAACGCAGCAAGGUCAUAGCAGCUGGAACAUCCAACGACAGCGGUACGGAGGUUUCUACACGAGGGAUCAAAUUCAGGAUGUCGUCAGCUAUGCGGAAUCAUUGCACAUCAUGGUCGUGCCAGAAACGGAUUUGCCUGGACACGCCCAGGCAAUAGUCGCCGCAUACCCAGAGUUUAGCAAUCAAGAUGCAGUAAAUGGAGCUCCCCAGGUCAUGCAAACGUGGGGGGUGUCGGACUAUGUUUUGGCCCCGAACGACAAGACAUUUGCCUUCGUGUCUGAUUUGGUCGGGGAGGUGUCCAACUUGAUCAAGUCAGAGUACUACCAUGUGGGUGGGGAUGAAGUCUCCGGCAGACAGUGGGACAGCUCCCCAAGCGCGCUGUCGUUUGAGCAGCAGCACCACUUGGCCUCAUCAAGGCAGAUUGCAGGUACUUUUACACAGAAGGCAAUAGAAGCCGCAAAUCGUGUUGGCCGAUCGGGCAUUGUUUGGGAUGAAGCUCUCGCUACGGGAGUUCCCUUGCCGCAGCACAGCGUGGUCAUGAUCUGGCGGGAUUGGGACAAUGUCCCUUCCAAGCUUCGUGUGGCAGCUCAGCGAGGGUUGCCAGUGGUCAUGUGCCCACACAGCGCAACAUAUCUGGAUUUUGCACAAGGGCCAAGCGAUCCCUACGAGUCCCAGCAGGGCGUCGUGGACCUGCGAAAAGUUUACAGCUUGCCUUUAGACGGACAUGGAGCCAACAUUCUUGGAGGUCAGGGCCAGCUGUGGAGCGAGUAUAUCAGUCGCGGGCUUGACGACCUGGACUUCAAGGCCUGGCCCCGCGGAGCUGCGAUUGCAGAAGCGACCUGGUGUGACCAUCGCCGACCGGGUUUCGAUGACUUCAAGAGGCGGAUCAAAGCCAGAGCCUCCAACUUCAAAGAGCUGGGCAUCGAGCUGAUCAUGAGCUGA
This is a messenger RNA of Symbiodinium natans, 1827 nucleotides long. NCBI's taxonomy places the organism in Eukaryota, Dinophyceae, Suessiales, Symbiodiniaceae. The record is from the annotation of a GenBank genome assembly.